AUGUCUCAUUUAAUUACUACUAAUAUUGAUUCAAAUGAAGUUGAAGAAGAAGUGUCACAAUCACCAAAACGACAGUUCCUUUCUUCAUCUAUUAUGCAUCCAAACGGUUCCGUCAAUUCAAACAAAUCAUCGAAAUUGUCAUUCAGUAUCAGUCGCUUAUUGGCAGUUAAUAAUGACUCUAAUAAACACAAUGAAAGCGGAUCGACAUCUGAAUCGGUCGAUCACGAGAUGUCUGAAUGUGUGACAACUGAAAGUGCUGUCAAAUCGCCGUCCAUAACAUACCCAUCGUCUCCAUCAUCGUUGUCACCAAAGAUGAACACUAAAUACAAUCUUUCAUCACAUCGUAUAUCAUCAAUGAGUCCCUACGAAACAGCAUUAAACCAUUUAACAGGAAAUCAUUACCAAUGGUUUGCUUCGACACCAAACCAUACACUCAUUACAGAUGGUCUUCAAAAUAUUGAGAGCAAAUCGUUAUCAUCGAUAAGCAGUGCAUGCAAUGCAAACAACUCGUGUUCGGCCACUAAUAGUAAUCAUAAUAUGAGUUCUUCAGCUAUAACUAAGCCGAGGAAAAAGCGAUCGCGCGCUGCCUUUUCACACUCACAGGUCUAUGAACUUGAAAGACGAUUCACUCAUCAAAGAUACCUCAGCGGACCAGAGAGAGCCGAUUUAGCUCAAGCCCUCAAAUUGACUGAAACACAAGUCAAGAUUUGGUUUCAAAAUAGACGCUAUAAAACCAAACGCAAGCAAUUGCAACACGAGUUAAUGAUUCAGGCGGGCAGUGCUGGUCUACAAAUGUUGUCAAACACAUCAUCUAUGAGUCCAACACUUAAUUCAUCGUCGAGUGGCAGGAAAGUAGCCGUCAAAGUGUUGAUGAAAGACAAUCAGCUUAUGUAUGGCUCAGAAGACAUCAAUUUUCUAAAGCCAUCUAUUUAUCCUUUAAUAUACUCUCCCUGGAUAUUUGGAUGUUCACAAUAA
This is a messenger RNA of Oppia nitens, 975 nucleotides long. Its product is annotated as homeobox protein bagpipe-like. Lineage: Eukaryota; Metazoa; Arthropoda; Arachnida; Sarcoptiformes; Oppiidae. Gene Ontology annotation, molecular function: RNA polymerase II cis-regulatory region sequence-specific DNA binding; DNA-binding transcription factor activity, RNA polymerase II-specific. The transcript is spliced from 4 exons. The coding region runs from base 1 to 975 and encodes 324 amino acids. The record is from RefSeq and is a predicted model, not a curated record. Gene Ontology annotation, biological process: regulation of transcription by RNA polymerase II; cell differentiation. Gene Ontology annotation, cellular component: nucleus.